Candidula unifasciata is the source of this 1767-nucleotide messenger RNA. Lineage: Eukaryota; Metazoa; Mollusca; Gastropoda; Stylommatophora; Geomitridae. The record is from the annotation of a GenBank genome assembly.
GUUUCUAACCUUAUAUCAGCACGGGCCCCAGAGGUAUGGCGCCCCAACACCUGGGUGCCUGGACAGGACCAGAGACAGGUGACUAGCCACGUGAGCAGCUCCUCCUCCUACCCGAGUGUCUCCCAAGUUCAAGGAAACUACUCAAAGACGGGUGGACAACAUGCAGCUAGAACUGCUCCUCAGGUUUCUGGAAAGAGUUACCAGGGCAGCUCGCAGAAUGAAGGCCAAAGCUACAACAUCAAAACAAACCGUAAGCAGGAGAAACUGCACGCAUUUGGUCCCGCAGCUGAGAUUCGCCCGGAGAUUGGUUACCCGGACAACCGAUACUCCCAGCCUGAACACUACCGGCAUGCUGCUGCUGUGUACGACGAGCUCACCUCUCCCGAUCCAUUGGGAAUGAGACAAGAAGAUCUGAAAUCCUUCAGAGGUCGAGGUGGACGUUUGUUCGAGAGACGGAAGAAGAGAUCGGACAAGUUCAUCAUUGAUGACACCACUGUCAAAGCUUUGGCGCCCUCUGCUAAACUGGAGGCUAUGCUGUCACAGACUCCUCGCAAAGAGAUCACCCCAUGGCAGGCGGCAGAGGCUUAUGGUGGGAAUGUAGAGAGCGCCUUUUCUAAUCUUUCGGAGUGGGAGACCGCUCAAAGACAACCAGUGAACAGAAACCCACCUCACUUAACGCAACAACGUACGGCUUUUCGCUCGACACUUACAAGGGACGAAUCGCCGAGUCUUGCGAAGAGCGCCAAUUUCAACCGUACUGCGAGAGGCUGGUCAGUAGACAGGGAAACAAGAUUUGACGACAAGUUGCGCCACAUUUCUCAACCACGACAACCAUUUGCCAUAGAGACGGCCCGGAAUGAGCCCCAUUCUUACACUCAAGCUGCCCGCCAAAAUCUGAAAACCUGGCAAACGGCCCAGGAGGAGCCCCAUUCGUAUAGACAAGAUUCCCACAAGCUGAAGACCUGGCUAACAACACAGGAAGAACCCGAUUCUUAUAGUCAAGACUACAACAAGAAGCUGAAGACCUGGCAGACAACCCAGGAAGAUCCUGAUUCUUAUAGACAAGACUUCAACAACAAGCUGAAAACCUGGCAGACAACCCAGGAAGAACCAGAUUCUUAUAGACAAGACUUCAACAACAAGCUGAAAACCUGGCAGACAACCCAGGAAGAACCAGAUUCUUAUAGACAAGACUUCAACAACAAGCGAAAACCCAGGCAGACGGUUCAGGACGAACACGAUACUUAUAGACAAGACUUCAACAAGCUGAAAACCAGGCAAAAGGUCCGGGACGAGCCAGAUUCAUAUAGACAAGAUUCACACAACAAGCUUACGACCUGGCAGACGGUCCAGCAAGAAUCUGAUUCUUAUAGGCCAGAUGCCCAGAACCAGAUGAAGACAUGGGAGACAACCCAUGACGAACCCGAUUCUUAUAGAGAACACUUCAACAACAAGAUGAAAACCUGGCAGAACAUUACAGAAUCAGCUUUGGCCGAUAACUCUGCCCAAAACUGGCCAGUCCGUCAACGGGACAACAGGGAAAACUACUAUUCAACGGGAAGACGAGGUCAGUGGAGCAGAACCGCGAGGGAGGAGAAAGCUCAUCCUAGUAACUGGCCCUCAGCCACUCAUCAAGUUCCUCUGUCUAGAAGCUGGCACUCAGGAAGCCAAAUCUCUCCUGGAUAUGGCAAUGACAUCGACUGGAGUGGGUAUUAUAAUUCUCCUGUGGCCUACAGGCAGCCAAUCAUUCCAGGAACAGACCUGUAG